UUCUCUUCAUUUCUUCAAUUUCUUCAAUUUCUUCGUCUCUCUACCCCUCUUUUUCUCUUUUCUCCGGCGACCGAUCUUCCUCCGGUCAAGUUUUCGCCGGCAGGUCCUCUCAUCGCAUCGAUCUCUUCUCAUAUACUUAACUCCGCUAUCUUAUUAGCCAUGAAUCCGGAAUACGACUAUUUGUUUAAGCUUCUGCUUAUCGGAGAUUCGGGAGUUGGAAAAUCUUGUCUUCUACUGAGGUUUGCUGAUGACUCGUAUCUCGAUAGCUACAUUAGCACCAUUGGAGUUGACUUUAAAAUCCGCACUGUGGAACAGGAUGGAAAGACCAUUAAACUUCAAAUUUGGGACACUGCCGGUCAAGAACGUUUUAGAACGAUUACUAGCAGCUACUACCGUGGAGCUCAUGGAAUAAUCGUCGUGUAUGACGUUACAGAUCAGGAUAGCUUCAAUAAUGUUAAGCAAUGGUUGAACGAAAUAGACCGAUAUGCUAGUGAAAAUGUGAACAAGCUUCUGGUUGGUAAUAAAUGUGAUCUCACUGCAAAUAAGGUCGUCUCUUAUGAGACAGCGAAGGCCUUUGCGGAUGAAAUUGGGAUUCCAUUCAUGGAAACAAGUGCUAAAAGCGCCACGAAUGUAGAAGAGGCUUUCAUGGCCAUGGCUGCUGAAAUAAAGAACAGGAUGGCGACACAGCCGAUGAACAAUGCAAGGCCACCGACAGUGAACAUUCAAGGACAACCUGUGAAUCAGAAAACUGGUUGCUGCUCUUCUUAAAGAUGAAUGGCUCUUACUGAAUGGUUGACAGAUGGUGAUGGUGAUGUUUAUGUAUGGACGGUGACAUGUAAGACUAGUUGUCUCUCUCUCUCUCUCUAUGCUUUUCGUAUAAAAAGAUUCGUCGGUCGUGAAAUGAUUUGCCUUUGCCUUUUAUUUUCUCGUCUUUUGAAGUCGAACUAUGUUAACACCUCCAUUCUUUUGAAUAUAUUUGUUUCUGGAUCAAACAUUAUUCAGGUGUAAAAUUUAGAUAUCAAUGAACAGUAGUAGUAUUUGCUUCA
Cucurbita maxima (winter squash) is the source of this 1046-nucleotide messenger RNA. Its product is annotated as ras-related protein RABD2c-like. Gene Ontology annotation, molecular function: GTPase activity; GTP binding. NCBI's taxonomy places the organism in Eukaryota, Viridiplantae, Streptophyta, Magnoliopsida, Cucurbitales, Cucurbitaceae. The transcript has 8 exons. The coding region runs from base 160 to 768 and encodes 202 amino acids. The record is from RefSeq and is a predicted model, not a curated record.